Cryphonectria parasitica EP155 is the source of this 792-nucleotide messenger RNA. RefSeq lists its product as uncharacterized. The transcript has 3 exons. The coding region runs from base 1 to 792 and encodes 263 amino acids. The record is from RefSeq and is a predicted model, not a curated record. NCBI's taxonomy places the organism in Eukaryota, Fungi, Ascomycota, Sordariomycetes, Diaporthales, Cryphonectriaceae.
AUGAUCCUCUUAGUUGUUCAGCAGGCUAUGCUGUCUCCACGAACACUACCCCCAGUCUGUGAGCGCCCGCCAGCUCAGUUCACCUCAGCAACCCAUCCCGACGAUGAAUACAACGUACAGCGUGAGCAGAACCGGUACGAGGGUCUGCAUGCAAACAUUCAUGGAGCCUGUACCUACAAAGCCCCUGUCGAACUUCCAACGAUCAACCAUUUCAGCAAGACAUUGAGGGAGGUCGAAACUAGUAAGACUGUAGUGAGCAAAUGGAAUAGUCCUUGGGCUGCGACACAUCGUUUACAUGCCUUGAGGGCUGUGACCCCUAGUGUGCCGAACAGGAGAAUUCAUAGCCCGUCUCCUUCUAGGGGAGCAUUGCUUCCAGAACAAGCCCUGCACUCCACCACCACAACACCGCCACAGGGAUCAGCAGGAGUCACAGAGAAGGCCAUGCAUUGCACUUGGACACCAUCAAGUCACUACCGGCCGGAGCCUUCACUGACGUGCUAUGCUCACCGUCAAAUUGCGCCGUUGACAAUGGUGAGGUCUCUGAAGGUCUCACGGCCUGAUCGUCAUGUCAUCAUCACCCUGGGCGUGAAGAACAGAACGAGAAGCGUGUCGAUGCAGUAUUGUUUCACAACUAGAGGUGGCUCCCGAGUAAUUCGAGUUCGGGUCGUCGUUCAGCCCUUGGACGAUAUCAGCGCCUCUGUUCCGGUAAUACUAUCGGUUUGCUACUACGACCAUGGUCAUACUCCAUGUAGCCAGAUCCAGCAAACUCAGAAGAAGCAUAUAACGACCUAA